Pyricularia oryzae 70-15 is the source of this 246-nucleotide messenger RNA. RefSeq lists its product as uncharacterized. The record is from RefSeq and is a predicted model, not a curated record. The transcript is spliced from 2 exons. Lineage: Eukaryota; Fungi; Ascomycota; Sordariomycetes; Magnaporthales; Pyriculariaceae. The coding region runs from base 1 to 246 and encodes 81 amino acids.
AUGCGAAUAGGCGGGGGCUCAGCAAAGAAAAGGUACGGAUUAGGCCAAAGCAUCGCCUCGACUGUGACAAGCCGGUAUCAGUGGCCUGCUGGACUUUUAAAAAGAAGGCCUGAACCCCCACUCAUUUUGGUCAUGUUCCCGGACGAGUACUCCAUAGUUGACCAGUUAAAGAUCGAUCACAGCGUUUGCAUUUUGGGUUUGUACCUUAGAAACGGCAUGUCGUACAAAGUAGCGAAAUACCAGUAG